AUGGAGCUACCUGUACUGGACAAGUUUUGCUUUAUCUUCGGUCUUCGAUCAGGAUGCAUCGCCAUGGGUAUUGUCAAUGCCAUCCUCUCUUUCACUCUGGCGGUGAUCUUGAUUACCUUCGCAGUAGACAUUAAGGACUUAUCAGAAGCACAGAAGAGCCGGGACGAUGUAGAUGCUAGCAUGUCUUCCGUGGUGUACACGAUCGUGGUAUUGCUCGUUGUACUACUUUUGGCCAAGUUCAUAUCUGAUUUGGUCUUCGUGUAUGCCGUUUUUAAGGAAAGAGCCGGCAUUAUAAAAAAGUACUGUAUUUCUUGGAUCAUAUUCCUGGUGCUGUUCAUUAUUGGCUUCUUGAAAGCACUGUUCCACAUGGAAGCUAGUCACGUCAUCUCGCAGAUUUUGUUCUUGGGUAAGUGUGGAAUUUGA
Arctia plantaginis is the source of this 423-nucleotide messenger RNA. NCBI's taxonomy places the organism in Eukaryota, Metazoa, Arthropoda, Insecta, Lepidoptera, Erebidae. The record is from the annotation of a GenBank genome assembly.